ACAACGGAUUCCUGUUGUUCCCAAAUACAAUAGCAAUUCACUCCGAGUCUGGAAACCCUUUCUCUUCCAGGCGCGCGUUUUCCAUUGUCAUCUAUUUACAUCUCAAAGAAAACGUCACCCACCCAAGCCCAAACAAUCAAUCAAACCUCACUUUUCAAUAAGUGAACAAUCAUUUUAUACCAUAUCAACGUGCUCUUGCCAGGCGCAAGUGUUCUCUUUUUUCUUCUAUUCUUUACACCCCAACAACCUACCUCUUGCUGUGCAUACCAUCUAUACCGAGUUGAAUAUUUCUAUUCGCAUACGCCAUCAUACUUCAGGAAGAUGAUCUUCAACAAGCUACCUUCACGACUCGGUGGCCUUCUAGCCAUCGUAGUCGCGGCACAAGCGGCCUACACGGUCCAAGACUCGUACGACCAGACCAACUUCUUCGAGGGUUUCGAGUUCUUCAACUACCCGGAUCCCACAAAUGGGUUCGUCAAGUACCAGUCCGCCGUAGAGGCUAACUCGAUGUCGCUUGCCGGCUACGCCAACGAAGGCGUCUAUCUCGGUGUCGAUUAUAAGACGAUGGACACCUCUGCUGGCCGCGGAUCCGUCCGAGUGAACUCCAAGAAGACGUACAACGAAGGUCUCAUUAUCGCCGAUAUCGCCCACCAACCCGCUGCCCAAUGCGGUACUUGGCCCGCUUUCUGGACCGUCGGACCACACUGGCCUUACGACGGAGAGAUCGAUAUAAUCGAAGGAGUGAACCUCGCUACGAACACUACGUACACUCUUCACACGGGCCCCGGCUGUACCUUCACGCAAGGAGACUGCAAUGCGCCAGGAACCGGCAACACCGGUUGUGGAACCCCGAGCCACGAUACCCAGACGCUGGCUGAUGGAUUUAACGAGAUUGGAGGGGGCGUGUACGCGCUGGAGUGGACCUCGUCAGCGAUCAACAUCUUCUUCUUCCCGCGAACGGGCGCGAUUCCAGCAGACAUCACGGCCGGAACUCCGGACCCCAGCAAAUGGGGCUCCCCUUCUACCUCUUUUACCGGCUCAGGUUGUGAUAUCUCGAGCCAUUUCAAGAACCACCAGAUUGUCUUCGACACCACGCUCUGCGGCGACUGGGCCGGCAAGGUGUUCAGCGAGGACCCCGUCUGCGGUACCAAGGCGGCGACGUGCCAGGAGUACGUCAAGAACAACCCCUCCGCCUUCAAGGAUUCGUACUGGCUCAUCAACUCCGUCAAGGUGUACUCCGACGAUUCCUCUCCCGCGGCAAAACGGAACACGGGUAUCGCGAGACGAUUCAACGCAUGAUAGAUAAUAGCCCACGCCGCGCGUAGAUCGCCGAAGAGGGGGGCUGGCUCCGAAUCUUCCGAGGAUAUCUGUCUUUUGACGCAGGGUUUACGAUUAUCGGCGUUGUUGGUUGGUUAUGGGGCAAAAGAAAAUGUGUGCAUACCCCGGGGUGUUAGCAUAGCGUUUCUCUUUUUUUCGUUUUCUUUUUUUUCAUCUAUUUGCCAUUUUCAACUCUUCUCUCUCGAACAAAGGAAAAAACACGGAGUUUGGAAGGGGGGGUGGGGGUGG
Messenger RNA from Hypoxylon fragiforme, 1566 nucleotides. Its product is annotated as glycoside hydrolase family 16 protein. Gene Ontology annotation, molecular function: hydrolase activity, hydrolyzing O-glycosyl compounds. Lineage: Eukaryota; Fungi; Ascomycota; Sordariomycetes; Xylariales; Hypoxylaceae. Bases 322 to 1299 code for a protein of 325 amino acids. The record is from RefSeq and is a predicted model, not a curated record. Gene Ontology annotation, biological process: glucan catabolic process. The transcript has a single exon.